Messenger RNA from Plasmodium vinckei vinckei, 2241 nucleotides. RefSeq names its product tRNA nucleotidyltransferase, putative. Bases 1 to 2241 code for a protein of 746 amino acids. The record is from RefSeq and is a predicted model, not a curated record. NCBI's taxonomy places the organism in Eukaryota, Apicomplexa, Aconoidasida, Haemosporida, Plasmodiidae. Gene Ontology annotation, biological process: tRNA 3'-terminal CCA addition. Gene Ontology annotation, molecular function: RNA binding; ATP:3'-cytidine-cytidine-tRNA adenylyltransferase activity. The transcript has 2 exons.
AUGAACUUUUUUUCUGUUUUUAUUUUUUAUACAAUUUUAAUAAUUAUUAUAGUAUGCCAUAAAAAUAAAGGAAAUGCUUUAUCAACAUUUGAGAAAGUUUUCGAUAGAUUACAAAUGUUUAGUAGGGCCAAAAGGAAUUACAACAUUUUAAAAAAAAAAAACUUUUUGUUUUAUACAAAGAAAGUAUUUUAUAUAAGCCCUAAAAAUAUAAGUAAUACUAAACAUCGAAACUUCAAUGUAAUUAGAUUUAAAAGGUGGCAUAAUUGUGACGAGAAAUAUAAUAAACAGUUUAAACUAUUUAUAAAAAAUAAUUUAAUGAAUAACGAAAAAAUGACAUAUGAUAAAGAAUAUUUGUCUUACUUAAAAGGUUAUAUAAUUAAUGGAAAGGACCUUGAGGUAUCUGAAAAAGGAACCUCAAUUUAUCAAGCAGAGGAUAAUAAGAAAGAUGGUGAGCACAGUUGGGAUAUCGAAAGUGUGAUAGAUAAAGCAGUGACACAGAGAGAAUUAGAAUUGUUUGAAUUUUUGAUGAAAGUAAAUGAGCAAUAUAAAUUAGAUACUACACUUAGAGUUGUUGGUGGAUGGGUAAGAGAUAAAUUUUUAAAUAUAUCUAAUGAUGAUAUAGAUAUAACUGUUGAUAAUAUGAAAGGUUCUGAUUUUUGUAAUUAUAUAAAAGAAUAUAUUAAAGAUAAAGAAAAUAAAAACUUUAACUUUGGCAUAAUAAAAAUAAAUAGUGAUCAAUCAAAACAUUUAGAAACAUCAAGUUUUAAUUUAUUUAAUUUUCAAGUUGAUAUUGUAAAUUUAAGGAAUGAAACAUAUACAGAGGAAAGUAGAAUACCCGAAAUUGCAAUUGGAACUCCUGAAGAAGAUGCAUUAAGAAGAGACUUUACUAUUAAUUCUUUAUUUUAUAACUUAAAAAAUAAAAAGGUUGAAGAUUAUACAAAAAAUGGUAUACAUCAUUUAAAAAAUCAAAUAAUAUCAACCCCAUUGAAUCCAUUAACUACAUUUCUUGAUGAUCCUUUAAGAAUAAUUAGAUGCAUAAGAUUUUGUGGUUAUUUUGAUUUUAAUUUAGAUCAAUCUAUUUUCGAUGUUUUAAAAAAUGAGGAUAUAAAAAAAUCUUUCAAUAAAAAAAUUUCAAAAAGUAGAUUAGCAUCAGAAAUAAUUAAAAUAUUUUCCCAUAAAUGUAAAAAUAUAGUUCUUUCUUUAACCUUAUUAAAUUAUAGUAAUUAUUCCGAAGAAAUUUUUAAACUACCAUUAGAUUAUUUUGUACAGAAUGAAGAAGUAUUUGAAAAAAUGAAAAAAAAAAAAAAUCAUAAAAUAGAUGAUCAUUGGUAUGAAAAUAAUGGGGUAGUAAAUAAAAGAGUUCAUCUUUUUGAGGAUUCAAAAGAAAUUAAUCAAAAUUUAGACAAGUCUGUUGAUGAAUAUGUGAAUCAUAAAGACAGUAAUAAAACAAACCUUAGUAAAGAUGAUGAUAAUAAUAAAAGUGAAAAUUUGAAAAAUCCAAAUGAUGAUCGAAAUAUAGAAAAUGAUUGGCUUUUUGAAGGAUUAAAUUAUGUAAAAUUUUUUAAAGGAAUUGAAAAAAGUGAAUUAUUAAAACAAAUAUUAUAUGAUUUAGAUUAUAAAGAAAAUAUAAAUUAUAUACACAUGUGUUUAUUUUUAUUGCCACUAAAAAAUUAUUAUAUAUAUAUAAAGAAAGGUGUAAAAACAGAAUAUGUAAUUGAAUAUAUAAUUAGAGAAUCUUUAAAAUUCCCUUUAAAAUAUUCAAAAUUUUGUGUAAACAUAUAUGAAGGUUUUACACAUUUAUACAAGUUAUACAAAAAUAUAAAUGUUUUAGAAUUUUUAAAAGAUAAUAAUGAUAAAAAAAUGAAUUUAAAUAUAAAAGGGGAUGUUGUAGUAUUUUUAAAAAAUGUUGGAGACAAAUGGGAUUUAUUAAUUUUAAUAUUUUAUAUAUUUCAUAAGUAUAAUGAAUUAAAUAAAAAUUUUAUUAAUAUUAUAACAAACGAUAUUUAUUUAUCUGAUUUUGCUGUCAAAUUAUAUCAAUAUAUUUUAAAAAAUGAUAUUCAAAAAUCUUAUAAUAUUAAACCCUUUUUAAAAUGGCCAAACAUUAAACAUCAUUUUCCCAACAUCGCCCCAAAUCGAAUUAAUGAAGUCUACGAACAAAUUAUUCAUUUUACUUGUAUCCAUGGAGAAAAGGAGGAAGAGUGCAUUGAGUUUUUAAAGAAGCAUUUUAACAAACCAGAGUAA